This is a messenger RNA of Saccostrea cuccullata (small rock oyster), 822 nucleotides long. RefSeq lists its product as uncharacterized. The transcript has 2 exons. NCBI's taxonomy places the organism in Eukaryota, Metazoa, Mollusca, Bivalvia, Ostreida, Ostreidae. The record is from RefSeq and is a predicted model, not a curated record. Bases 27 to 521 code for a protein of 164 amino acids.
GUAUAACUGUUCUCUCAUAUUUUAUCAUGUGUCGUUUAGCUUGCGAACUAAACCCAAAGUCUCAGAAGCUGAUAUUAAAUUCCACCAUAGAAAUCAUAUGUGUCUAUCCAAGUGAUAUACCUUUAAACAAUUCGGUAGUGAGCUUAGAAUUCAUGCCAAUAAUUGACUUAAAUCAAACAAAAGAUGUAACUGUAAUAAAAAUUACACUUGAACCAAAUGUCUUCCGCGUAGGACGUUGGAAGAUUGAAGUUUACAAGUCCUCAGCUGCAGUUAAAUUUCACGGAGACCCAAUUAAAUGUGAGGGGAACGGUUAUUAUUUUUUCACUCUGUAUAGUCCUGCUGCGACAGAAAAAUUGAGCAGUCAAGUGAACAUCAAAUAUGAAAGUGAAGUGUCAUCUAAGCGAAUGGUUAUCAUAAAAUCCAAAAAAGAACGAUUUCUACGAGAUCACGUGUUCAACUUCCGGCUACCCACCGGCGACAAUAAUCCUACAGAGGACUAUACAGAAUACCUACCCUCUUAGCAGUGUAAACGCUUCAUGUGUCAUGGGAUGUAACGAAAAGGAUGGUUGGUCUUCUCGCUGUACCGGAAGUAUUCCAAUGGACUCUGUGACGUCUCUGGAUGAAAUUACAUGUCGAUCCAUCCACUGAAGAUGAAGAGUUGCACAAUUUGAAUAAAAAUGAAUCGUAUAUCAUAACUCAUAGCUAAGAAAUACAAAACGAUACAUGAGUAAAUUAAGAUAAGAUGAUAAUUUUUUUUUAUUUUCUUGUUGGUGUUGGGGAUUUCAUUAUACCGAUCCUUACAAAAAUAUGUAAAUUCACAUU